AUGCGAUGCAACGCCGCCGCGUCCUUGGUAAAAACACAAGUUGUUCCGGAGCAACAUUAUUUUACUAUUGUAUCCAAUGCAGCAUCAAACGUAAACGCGCCUAAAAGUUAAAACAUACGCAUUCAUACAUAUAAUCGUAACAUCACGAUAACAUCAGCAGCAGCAAACACACACAACAACAACAACGACGAAGAUGAACAACUUCACACGAACGCUGCGCCGGGUGAGCGCGAGGUUCACGGUCUCCGGCGCAGGGGGCCUCCCUCGGCUAGUCGCCCCGCGGGGCUGCCGUUCGCCUUCGCGGGCGGAGUCCGGCGGGGCGAGCCGUAGGCCCCAAGCGGUGUCCACGGGCGGUGCACCUUGCCUGGUACUGGGCUUGGAAACGAGCUGCGACGAGACGGGGGCGGCGGUCCUGUGCGCUCGGAGCGGCGCGCUGCUGGGCGAAGCCCUCCACUCGCAGAAGGAGGUUCACGUGAGGAAUGGUGGCAUCAUCCCGACGCUGGCGCAGCAGCUGCACAGGGAGCACAUUGCUGGAGUGGUGCAGGAGGCGUUGAGGGCUAGCGGUACAAGCCUCUGCCACCUGCACGCCAUCGCCACCUCCGUACGGCCCGGCCUGGCGCUCUGCCUGGCCGUGGGGCUGGAGCACAGCGCCCUGCUGCUGGAGCGCGCCGGCCCGCACGCCAAAUUCAUCCCAAUCCACCACAUGGAGGCCCAUGCACUGACAGUGCGGAUGAUGCAGCAAGUGGAGUUCCCAUUUCUGGUGCUGCUUGUGUCAGGUGGGCACUGUCUGCUUGCUGUAGCGCGAGGGGUCGAUGAUUUCCUCCGGCUCGGGCAGACGCUGGAUGAGGCACCUGGAGAUAUCUUCGACAAGGUUGCCAGGCGUUUAUCACUGCAUAAUAUUUCAGAGCUCUCUGCAAUGAGCGGUGGUCAAGCCGUGGAGCACAUCUCAAAAGAUGGGAACAGAAUGGCGUUUCAUUUUAAACAUCCUCUUGAAAAGUACAGGGACUGUAACUUUUCAUUUUCCGGACUUCGCACCCAAGUCAGCCAAACAAUAAAGCAAAAGGAACUUGAAGAGGGAAUUAAAGAAGGACAAGUAUUAGAGUGUGCCAGUAGCAUCGCAGCAGCUACUCAGUACACUGUGGCAGCACACAUCGCGAAGCGCACCCAUCGUGCAAUGGUGUUUUGUCUGCAAAACUCCCUCAUCCCUACGGACAAUCCAACAUUGGUGGUGUCAGGUGGUGUGGCAAGCAACAGCGUCAUAAAGGAAGCUUUAGGGCAUGUGGCUACUGCUGUUGGAUUCACUGUCAUCUGUCCUCCCCCACAUCUCUGCACCGACAAUGGCAUCAUGAUCGGAUGGAAUGGUGUAGAGAGACUGCGUGCCAAUGUCGGGAUACUUCCAAAUACAAGUGGCAUUCGAUUUGAGCCCAGGUCUCCCUUAGGAGUGGACAUUUCUGAACAAGUAUCAAAUGCUUCAAUCCGUGUGCCAUUGGUUAAUCUCAAAAUAUAAUAUACUUAAAAUAAAACUAGAAGUACAUGAUCUAACAUUUACUUUGGAGUAUGGAUUGUUGUGAUUCUCUACUGUAAUACAUUUUUUAAAAUUCCAUCUCGUGUAUUUUAUUUAAAGUAUAUUGUUACAUGUCAUACAUAUAGCACCAUUAGCCAACAGAAUUGGUCAUAUCGGCUAUGGGGAUGGCACAAAUGAGCUGUAUUGUUGGUCUUUUCUGCACUUUGUGAAAUGCCUUGUAGAAAAAAGACAAGGCUAGUGUGGCACACUAAUCAUUCCCUGGGGUUAAGGGGGGUCCCUAUGAAUAGCAUUUAACCUUUCAACAACGCUAAGGCAAACAUUCACUCCAAGUACUGCGGGAAUGAGUGGGGAAUGAACAUUUAAAGGACUCAUUGACAAGACAAAACCGCAGAGCAUUGCAAAUGACAUGGAUUCUGUGGCAGUGCUUUUAACUUCCCGUGCCAAUUAUUAGACAACGGUCAGUAGGUGGCAUCACAGAGAAUGCAAUUGUUCGUGAACAGUGCGAAACUUGCUCAGUGCACACGCAGGUGCUAAGUGGAUCGUUACUUUACAGUAUUGCAAGAUGUCUACAGCUUGGGAAUGUCUUUAUCCAACAGUACUGACAGCUGCUGCUGAUAAAGCUUGCUAGUGAGGCGUGUUCAGGGCAAUGCAGAUCCCUGGGUUUGAUCUUCCACAAACUUCAUGGUCUACGCUUAACCGCAUCUGCGCAAACCAUCGCAGAUGCGAAUACCUGAUCCACAAAUUGACAAUUAAAAACUAUUCAGUGUGCGACUGGUCAUCCAGAACAAACCAUACAUUUAACGACAAAAUGCCCGAUCCUGACACGGUUAUUUGGCUCGACUACUUGGAUGUGAAAUAGUUGCUCUGCAUCUAAUCAGCCAUUUGAAAGACGACUCCUGGAGCUGCUUACCUAGGGAUGGGCGUUGUAAACCUUCCCACGGCUUUCAAAAGUGCCAUUAUUGCAUUGGAUCAGCUACUCACGUUUCUCUCUCCACGUGCAUCUAUUGUGCUUCAAAAGAACUGACUCAAAAAAAAUUGUUUGCACCCGAUAUGCAAAAUCGCAAAAAUUAUGAAACCAGACGGGGUUGACUUUAAUCAGAGCUUUUUUAAUGUGAAGCAUACUUAGUAUACUGCCUGCAGUUUUAAAGGAUAUUAGGGUGCAAUAUUGUGCAUGUUCUGUUUAUGUAUGAAAUAAAAGCUGUCCAUUUUUUUAUA
This is a messenger RNA of Petromyzon marinus (sea lamprey), 2740 nucleotides long. RefSeq names its product O-sialoglycoprotein endopeptidase like 1 (gene OSGEPL1). Gene Ontology annotation, biological process: tRNA threonylcarbamoyladenosine modification. Gene Ontology annotation, cellular component: mitochondrion. The record is from RefSeq and is a predicted model, not a curated record. Lineage: Eukaryota; Metazoa; Chordata; Hyperoartia; Petromyzontiformes; Petromyzontidae.